This is a messenger RNA of Peniophora sp. CBMAI 1063, 1071 nucleotides long. The record is from the annotation of a GenBank genome assembly. NCBI's taxonomy places the organism in Eukaryota, Fungi, Basidiomycota, Agaricomycetes, Russulales, Peniophoraceae.
AUGACAGAGUCGCCCUUAGCAAUCAUCGAAGACACCGGUGUGCCAUCUGGCGCGGAGAGCGCGCACAAGGUACUUGUUCUCGUGCACGGUUUGGCGUUUCAAGGCACUGUCUUCCGACCCCUUUUGCCUUAUGCUCAGACGCAUAAUGCGCGUGUCAUCGUGGUCAACAGACGCGAAUAUCCUGGGUCACAACCUUUCACACAGGACGAGCGCAAUACUCUUCUCAAUGCACAAGGAGACGGCACCUCCGCAGCAAAGGACGCUCAGAACUUCUCGGCUGCUCGCGCCGAUGAACUUCUCUCAUUGCUUGAAGGCAUCGUGGAGAAAGGCGACGUGCCCCGGCAGAGUAUCAUCCUAGUCGGCUGGUCUCUGGCUGCCGUAUUCAUGACGUCGCUUCUCGCGCGCCCGCCUACAGAAGCAGGUCGUAUUGACGUUGGUCAGUACAUGCGCCGGGUAGUGUUAUACGACACCGGUUACCAGAUACUUGGGUUCCCAAAUCCAGCUCCCUCUCUGUACAACCCUUUCGCAGACCCUUCCACUGCCCCAGAGGAAAAGGGCGCCGCAUUCUUCCACUACAUCACCGGAUACUAUGCGCACGCCAUCCCGCACACUCCAGGCAUACAGGUCAAAGACAUUAUCGACGGCCUUCACGACCGCAACCCGAAGAAGAACACAACCUUCACUCCGGAAGAGCUGGCCACCGUCCUAUACCCUCCACCCUCCGACGUCGCAGCAGGCGGCGCCGACAUUCUAGCCUUCCUCGCCGCCGAAAAGCACGGAGUCCUGGCAGGUGCGCGCGAAGGUGCGCUCCGAGGCGAGCGCUGGCCGCACGUCGAGCUGCGCGCCAUCUGGGGGGACGCGUCGUUCUGGGAGGGAUGUGUCGCGGGCAUCGAGUUUGGCCGGCUCGUGCAUGAGAACGCGCACGCGCCGGCGGAUGGCGGGAUCGGGCGUCCUGCGACGGUCGUGCGCUGGAACGGGUCGAAUCACUUCGCUCAUUGGGAUCACCCAGAGCGCGUGCUAUUGGGUCUUUUGGAGGACGGCGUCGACGAUUGGGCGGUGGUACCCUCCUAA